AUGACGACAACCGCCGAUAUGGAAAAGUCCUCUGUGCUAGAGACCACAGAGCCCAAAGAAGAGGAGCUGGAGCACCAAAAACAACAAGACCGGCUGAACGCCCUCCUCAAAGAACACGAAUGUACUUGGGACGGUCCUUGCGAUCCUCAAGAUCCGUAUAAUUGGUCUUCUACUUGGAAAAUCACUGUCGCCAUCAUCGUCUCUCUUGGCCAACUCGUCGCAAUCAUGACCACAAGUAUAGUCGCUCCAUCUUUAUCAACAAUCGCCGAAGAUUUGCACAUGAAGUCAUCGGAAAUGCAGGUGACGUUUUCCAUCUUCGUUCUCGGACUUGCAUUUGCACCCUUUCUUAUCGCCGCGUUGUCGGAAAUGUACGGUCGGAAAAGUAUAUGGGUUACUUGCAACUUGUGGUACAUUCUUUGGAACUCUUUAUGCCCUGUUGGUCACUCAAGUGUGAUGAUGAUCGUUGGACGUUUCAUGGCAGGCUCUGGCGCUAGUGUUGGAACUACGCUCACCUCAUCUGUGCUUACGGAUAUGUAUCGUGCAGAGCAUCGAGGAAAAUCUCUAGCCAUAGCCACCUUCAUUCCUUACCUGGGUCCAGCGAUAGGACCGAUCCUGGGUGGAGUAAUUUCCCAAAACCUGCGGUGGGAGUGGUCAUUUUGGAUUCUUUCUCUCUUCGAAGCUGUAAUCACUCUCUUGGGAUUGAUUUUUUUUACCGAGACAUAUACGCCAACCUUACUUCGUCGCAAAGCCGCAGCCCAGCGUAACGACGCGUCCUCAUCACCAUCGCCAUCCAGAACCGUGCAGGCUCAGGAAUUCUACCACGACUUGACCAGACGCUUGAAACCUAGCAUCCUGCGCCCAAUGCUGAUGCUGACACAGAGACCCGUUGUUCAGGUGGUGUCCUUCAUCAACGCCCUGGCAUUCGGCAUCUAUUGCUUAAUGCUUUCGACGUACGCCAGCCUGUGGACAGAAAGAUACAAUGAGAACGAGACGAUCAGCAGCCUGAACUACAUUGCCAUCGCAAUCGGAACAACAAUAGCAACCCAAAUUGGAGGUCACACAAUGGAUUGGAUUUAUCGAAAUCUGAAGAAGAGAAACAAGGGCCAAGCACGUCCCGAAUACCGAGCUCCAUUUUUAGUACCUGGUGUUGUGCUGGUUCCUAUUGGUCUUUUCUGGUAUGGAUGGUCUGCUGAUCAGGCCAUUUCUUGGGUGAUGGUUGAUGCUGGCGCUGCUAUCUUUACAUGCGGGAGCUUCAUCGUUACGCAGGGCAUGUUGGCGUAUCUUUUGGAUGAGAUGGAAUAUGCCGCAUCUGCUAAUGCCGCCUCGCGAAUGCUUUCAAAUAUUUGUGGGUUUGCUUUUCCAAUAUUUGCGCCACAGCUAUAUAGUAGGCUUCACUAUGGAUGGGGGAAUAGCGUGUUAGCCUUUGUCUUCAUUGCUCUGGGGGUGCCGACUCCAUUGUUGCUAUGGCUUUGGGGGUUUGAGCUGAGAGCUCUGGGCAAAAAGUUGUGA
Molecule: messenger RNA, 1509 nt
Organism: Penicillium verhagenii
Lineage: Eukaryota; Fungi; Ascomycota; Eurotiomycetes; Eurotiales; Aspergillaceae
Product: MFS transporter
Exons: 3
Coding region: 1-1509 (502 amino acids)
Biological process (GO): transmembrane transport
Cellular component (GO): membrane
Molecular function (GO): transmembrane transporter activity
Source: RefSeq, a predicted model, not a curated record